Molecule: messenger RNA, 1686 nt
Organism: Linum tenue
Lineage: Eukaryota; Viridiplantae; Streptophyta; Magnoliopsida; Malpighiales; Linaceae
Source: the annotation of a GenBank genome assembly
AUGGAUUACACAUAUGCACCCGGCAGGAACCACCUGUUCGUCCCCGGUCCGGUCAACAUCCCGGAGCCGGUCCUUCGCGCCAUGAACCGAAACAACGAGGAUUACCGCUCCCCUGCCGUCCCUGCUCUCACCAAGACACUCCUCGAGGACGUCAAGAAGAUCUUCAAGACCACUACCGGCACUCCCUUCCUCUUCCCCACCACCGGUACGGGGGCAUGGGAGAGUGCUCUGACCAACACUCUGUCGCCAGGGGACAAGACGAUUUCGUUCCUGAUUGGCCAGUUCAGCCUGCUGUGGGUGGAUCAGCAGAAGCGCCUGGGUUUCGAUGUUGAUGUUGUGGAGAGCGAUUGGGGUGAAGGUGCCAAGCUCGAUGUCCUCGCAGCUAAGCUUGCUGCUGACCCUUCGCAUACCAUCAAGGCGAUUUGCAUCGUUCACAAUGAGACUGCCACUGGUGUCACCAACAACUUGGCCAAGGUCAGAAAGAUUCUUGGUGAGUGUCACAUACAGGACUAUGAUUACCGCCACCCGGCUCUGCUCCUGGUGGAUGGGGUGUCUUCAAUCUGUGCACUUGAUUUCCGUAUGGAUGAGUGGGGAGUGGAUGUGGCACUGACUGGCUCUCAGAAGGCUCUUUCCCUACCAACUGGGCUGGGAAUUGUGUGUGCAAGCCCUAAGGCUCUCGAGGCUGCAAAGACUGCCAAAUCUUACAGGGUGUUCUUUGACUGGAGUGACUACUUGAAGUUCUACAAGAUAGGGACCUACUGGCCAUACACACCUUCCAUCCAGCUGCUGUAUGGGCUCAGAGCAGCUCUGGACCUUCUCUUCGAGGAAGGGCUCGACAAUGUCAUUGCCAGGCACGCCCGCUUGGGCAAAGCCACUAGGCUUGCAGUGGAGGCAUGGGGUUUGAAGAACUGCACCCAGAAGGAGGAAUGGGUGAGUGACACAGUGACUGCUGUGAUGGUUCCUCCAUACAUUGACAGUGCAGAGAUAGUUAGGAGGGCAUGGAAAAGGUACAACCUCAGCUUAGGCCUGGGGCUUAACAAGGUUGCUGGCAAGGUCUUCAGAAUAGGCCAUCUGGGCAACUUGAAUGAGCUGCAACUUCUGGGGUGCCUAGCUGGAGUGGAGAUGAUACUGAAGGAUGUCGGGUACCCGGUGAAGCUUGGGAGCGGAGUUGCAGCAGCAAGUGCUUACCUGCAGAACGCCAUCCCCCUCAUUCCUUCCAGGAUUUGAUUCAAUAUGAACUACACAAAAAGGGACUACAAAAAGCCUGGCCUUGUAAUUACAGUCCAUUCUGUUUCUCAUUCAGUUCAGUACUGGUUCAAAGUAUGCGGAACACUGUUGUACAAUAUGCUGUUGUAUUAUACAUUUGCUGCUUAUGAUGAUGCUACCUCCUUCUGCAAGGCUUCUCCUUACAUGAGCAUGAAUUUGAAUGAAGCCGUGGUCAUUGUUUAUGUUGAAAUGCAACCAAGUCCAGUCAGCUUUUUCCAUCUUUGAAAGGAAGAUAAAGGAGAUGAAAAGGUUUUGUUUUUCAAAAGAGAGUUUUCCAUACUGUUGACUUUUCUGAAAGAAAGGUAUAUUCUCAAUUUGUAGUCCGAAGACUGCUGAUCCCUGUGAGAAGAUGUGAUGCCACAAGUUGGAAAUUUACCAUCCAACGACCAACAUUGACCUUUAGGGUGCUUGUUCAAGUAG